GUGCCCGCCGCGGUGCCCCCCGCGGUGCCCCCGGGGGCCGAGCGGGCUCCUCUCCGCGGCCGCCCGGGGCGCGGUCUGCAUGUGCCCGGCCAUGUCCUACCCGCAGGGCUAUUUGUACCAGCCUUCCGCCUCCCUGGCGCUCUAUUCGUGCCCGGCCUACGGUACCAGCGUCAUCUCGGGGCCCCGCACGGAUGAACUGGGCCGCUCCUCUUCGGGCUCCGCCUUCUCCCCGUACGCCGGAUCGACCGCCUUCACCGCCCCGUCGCCCGGCUACAACUCGCACCUCCAGUACGGCACCGACCCCGCCGCCGCCGCCGCCGCCGCCGCUGCCGCCGCCGCCGCCGCCGCCUUCUCCUCCUACGUGGGGUCACCCUACGACCACACCCCGGGCAUGGCGGGCUCCCUGGGCUACCACCCGUACGCCGCGCCGCUGGGCUCCUACCCCUACGGGGACCCGGCCUACCGCAAAAACGCUACGCGGGAUGCCACUGCCACGCUGAAGGCCUGGCUGCAGGAGCACCGUAAGAACCCCUACCCCACUAAGGGCGAGAAGAUCAUGCUGGCCAUCAUCACCAAGAUGACCCUCACCCAGGUGUCCACCUGGUUCGCCAACGCCCGGCGGCGGCUGAAGAAGGAGAACAAGAUGACCUGGACGCCGCGGAACCGCAGCGAGGACGAGGAGGAGGAAGAGAACAUCGACCUGGAGAAGAACGACGAGGACGAAACGCCCAAGGCGGAGGAGAAGGGCGAGCCCGAGGGGCUGGACGCAGGAGGAGGCGGAGAGGCCACUCCGGGUUGCGAGCGGCUCCAGGGGCUCCCGAGCCCGCCGGCCAGCAAGGAGGCCGAAGGCGGCCUCAGCCAGUCGGACGCCCAGGAGCCGUCGGAGGGGCGGCCGGAGGGGCGACUGGAGAGCCGUCUGGGCGAGGAGCCGCCCCAGCCCUACGCCCCGGGCCCGCCCCCGGCCGGAGAGCUGCCUCCGGCCCCCAGCGGACCCUCCCUCAUCCACUCGCCCCCCCCGCCGGCCCCGCUGUCCAAGCCCAAGCUGUGGUCCCUGGCGGAGAUCGCCACGUCGGCGGACAAGGGCCGAGAGGGCACCGAGGGGGCGCCCCCCGGGCCGGGGCCGGGGCCGGGGCCGGGGCCGGGACCCCAGGCCGGACCCCCGGCCGGCCCCGCGCUGGCCAGCCGCUCGUCGCCCUCCCCGGCGCGCUCGCCGUCGGGGCAGUGCCCCUUCCCCGGGGGCACCGUGCUGGCACGCCCGCUCUACUACGCGGCGCCCUUCUACCCGGGAUACACGAACUACGGCUCCUUCGGCCACCUGCACGCCCACCCGGGGCCCGGGCCCGGCUCCGGCCCCGGCUCCGGCCCCGGCCCCGGCCCCGGUGGGCACUUCAAUGGAUUAAACCAGCCCGGGCUGAGCCGGCCGGACGCUUUGGUCAAGGAAACGAAAAUCCUCCGGAGCCCAUCCCACCUAGAGCUGUGCAAAGACUCGCCCUAUGAACUGAAGAAAGGUAUGUCCGACAUUUAACCCCGGGCUGCUUCGGCCCCUGGACUUUUCUAAUUUAUUAAACAAGAUGGCCUUGGCAGUUAUUUUUCCACCACCGAGAGAUUAAAAAGUAAAAUAAAUAAGCCACCCUCCCCGCCCACCGCCACCCCCCACAUCCUAUUCAGAAGUUUAGAGUUUAUCGGAGAUGGGUGACAUUUAAAAGCAAAACAGAACAACAACAACAACAAAAACCGCAACCAAAACCACGGAAACCGUCUCCUUCUCCCCCCGCCCCCACCCGCGUCUUAACCCACUGAAAGGAAAAAUCGAAAAAAAUAAUUUGUAUUAAAUCUUAUUCUGUAUAUUUAAUGUAGCAUUUUUGUAUUUAAAUUGAUAAUACAGUAUCUUUGAAGUAAAUUAUGAAAGCAAGACACCUGUACAGGUAUUAAUGUUGUUUUUGUAAUAUAAAUAUAUACAUUUCUGUGUUUUUCCCGAACCGUUUCAUAGUUUAAAAAUACAAGUUUAAUUUAAUUUUUUACGCCUAUUGAUUUUUCUGGGUAUGAGCUAAAAAGAAGUAUUAUAAAAAGGAAACAGGUUAUACUUAUUAGAUUAAAAACAAAACUGCA
Messenger RNA from Tachyglossus aculeatus (Australian echidna), 2109 nucleotides. It is a transcript of the gene IRX5, whose product is annotated as iroquois homeobox 5. Gene Ontology annotation, biological process: neuron differentiation; regulation of transcription by RNA polymerase II; cell development. Gene Ontology annotation, molecular function: DNA-binding transcription factor activity, RNA polymerase II-specific; RNA polymerase II cis-regulatory region sequence-specific DNA binding. The record is from RefSeq and is a predicted model, not a curated record. Lineage: Eukaryota; Metazoa; Chordata; Mammalia; Monotremata; Tachyglossidae. Gene Ontology annotation, cellular component: nucleus.